AUGGCUGCCAACGACCUUCGGGGCUGGGUCAUGAGCGGCGUCUCAGGCGUCGCCUGUGUACUUGGUUCCGCCGUCAUUUGUGUCGAUCUGGUGCUGCGGCAGUUCUCUCACCAUAAGAGCUUCCAGAUCGCGAACAGUAACAAUUUCCUGUCGGCGUCGCUAUGCCUCAGUGCGGGGGUGAUGCUCUUUACUUCACUGUAUAGCAUGCUCCCCACCUCAAAAGAGUACCUAACGCGCGCCGGCUUCUCUCCGUCCGCCUCUGCAUAUACUCUCGUCGGUCUCUUUCUGGCCGGUGUCAUUGUCAUCCGAGUUGCAUCUGGGGUGAUCCACCGCUUUAUCCCCUCUCAUGUAGUCGAUUGCGCGCACAGUCAUGACGCCCCGGUAGAUGAUCCCGAACGCGGCGACGCCCAUGCGAGCGGACACGACGAUCACCGUGACCACCACGAAGCAAAUGGACACACGGAGCGCACGCCUCUGUUACGAUCGCAAAAGUCACAAUCCAUGAAGUCAACUCCCGCCAUCUUGCAGCGCACGACCUCCGGCUCUAACGCCGUGAGAUCGGAAUCUAUUCGCGACAUCUUGGGCCGGCGGAUCAGCUCUUUCAUGGGCGGUGUCAAGCCGAUGUGCGAUGAAAAUGGUCCUUGCUUUGGCUUCUCGCAGACCUGCGGCCGUGAAUGCACAAAAGUGCCUGCAGCCAAGACCAUGCCGCCACCAACUAUGAGCGAUAAUGAGGUCACCCGGCCCACAAUGUCACAACAUCAGAGCGACCCAGCACAGUCUGAUUUUGAGCGGCGUACACAGGCAAACAGUGGCAUCGAUAAUCACAGCACAACCUCUGACACCGGGUACUUCGAUGUGAUCUCCUCUCAACAUCAUCUUCACGGCACGACGGCCUCUGAAUCCUCGUCCAAGUCUCAAGUGCAAAGGUCCCGUUCGGAAAACAACCACGAAUCAUAUAUUAACCAUGACACCCAAGCCGACUCUAGUGACGAUUACGAGGCUGAAUCAUCUCCAAAUAAGGCUGGCGGCGAUACUCAUCACCAUCAUGUCCCACAGAACGCCUUCCUCUCCAUCGGUCUACAAACCUCAGUCGCAAUUGCCCUGCACAAACUUCCAGAAGGCUUCAUCACAUACGCAACCAACCACGCAAGCCCAACCCUUGGCCUCACUGUAUUCUUAGCCCUAUUCAUCCACAAUAUCGUCGAGGGCUUUGCCAUGGCCCUGCCCCUGUACCUAGCCCUAAGUUCCCGCUGGAAAGCCAUGUUCUGGUCCAGCCUCCUAGGCGGAAUCAGCCAACCCGCCGGCGCCGGCCUCGCUGCCCUAUGGAUCUGGGGCUCGGGACACGGCGGCUCCGACUCAACAGGCCCAUCCUGGGGCGUCUACGGAGGCAUGUUCGCUGCUACAGCCGGAGUCAUGACGUCCGUUGCUUUGCAGCUGUUUAGCGAAGGACUCGGACUCACACAUCGUCGUGGUAUGGGCAUUGGCUUCGCUGUGGCUGGGAUGGGUCUUAUGGGGCUGAGCUUUGCCCUGACGGCGUGA
Molecule: messenger RNA, 1539 nt
Organism: Penicillium maclennaniae
Lineage: Eukaryota; Fungi; Ascomycota; Eurotiomycetes; Eurotiales; Aspergillaceae
Product: Zn(2+) transporter ZRT3
Exons: 3
Coding region: 1-1539 (512 amino acids)
Biological process (GO): zinc ion transmembrane transport
Cellular component (GO): membrane
Molecular function (GO): zinc ion transmembrane transporter activity
Source: RefSeq, a predicted model, not a curated record